Molecule: messenger RNA, 2789 nt
Organism: Nicotiana attenuata
Lineage: Eukaryota; Viridiplantae; Streptophyta; Magnoliopsida; Solanales; Solanaceae
Product: subtilisin-like protease SBT1.9
Exons: 2
Coding region: 265-2583 (772 amino acids)
Biological process (GO): proteolysis
Molecular function (GO): serine-type endopeptidase activity
Source: RefSeq, a predicted model, not a curated record
GAUUAAUAAGAAGCUUUUACCAAAAUUAAAGACGAAAACUACAAGUCUGGAACUAAAGCAAUUUUGACAAUGAUACAUGGAGAAUUAUCAAAAGACAGCUAGAUAUGAUUAAAGAAGGGUGCAGAGUUGAACUUGUUGCAAGCUUAAAAUAACAUACCAGUUUGGUACAUAGUGAAAUUAUGGACAAAGUGAUGGACAAGUUUGAAGUUAGGGAAUUCUUUGGCUUCCCAUACCUCUCACUCUUCUAUAUAAGUAAGUUAUCUUAUGUUAAAAAAAAUAUCCUUCUUCAAUAUAUUACUCAACAUGGCAAACCAUAUUACCUUGUGUAUUUGGUUGCUUUUCUUCUUUAUUUCUAUAUUUUCACUAGCAAAGUCAGAAACUUAUAUCAUUCAUAUGGAUUUGUCAGCCAUGCCAAAAGCUUUUUCUAGCCAUCAUAAUUGGUACUUGACAACACUUUCUUCUGUAUCAGACAGCAGUACAAAUCACAAAGACUUCUUGUCCUCAAAACUAGUCUAUGCUUAUACUAAUGCCAUCAAUGGUUUUAGUGCAAGUCUUUCUCCUUCUGAACUUGAAGCCAUCAAAAAUUCUCCAGGUUAUGUUUCUUCAAUUAAGGAUAUUUCAGUCAAAAUUGACACAACUCACACAUCCCAAUUUCUUGGCCUAAACUCUGAGUCUGGUGUAUGGCCAAAGUCUGACUAUGGUAAAGAUAUCAUAAUUGGCUUAGUUGAUACUGGAAUUUGGCCAGAGAGUAAAAGCUAUAGUGAUGAUGGGAUUAGUGAAGUACCAUCAAGAUGGAAAGGAGGAUGUGAAAGUGGUACUGAGUUUAAUUCCUCUUUGUGUAACAAGAAACUCAUUGGCGCUCGUUACUUCAAUAAAGGCCUACUUGCCAACAAUCCAAAUCUUAACAUUUCAAUGAAUUCUGCUAGAGAUACAGAUGGACAUGGAACUCACACUUCUUCUACAGCUGCGGGAAGUUAUGUCGAUGGUGCAUCUUAUUUUGGCUAUGCCACUGGCACUGCUAUAGGCAUAGCACCAAAGGCUCAUGUGGCUAUGUACAAGGCUCUAUGGGAAGAAGGUGUAUACUUGUCUGAUGUUCUUGCUGCAAUUGAUCAAGCAAUUACAGAUGGUGUGGAUAUAUUAUCCUUGUCGUUAGGCAUAGACGCGAUUCCACUACAUGAAGAUCCUGUGGCAAUUGCCGCAUUUGCUGCAUUGGAGAAAGGUAUAUUUGUUUCCACCUCUGCAGGAAAUGAAGGGCCUUAUUAUGAGACUUUGCACAAUGGAACACCUUGGGUGCUAACUGUUGCAGCUGGCACAGUUGACCGCGAAUUUAUUGGAACAUUAACUCUUGGAAAUGGAGUUUCAGUCACUGGUUUAUCGCUAUACCCUGGGAAUUCUAGUUCAAGCGAAAGCUCCAUUGUCUAUGUCGAAUGCCAAGAUGACAAGGAACUGCAGAAAAAUGCACACAAGUUUGUUGUCUGCCUCGACAAGAAUGAUUCGGUUGGUGAGCAUGUGUACAAUGUAAGAAAUUCAAAAGUUGCUGGGGCUGUCUUUAUAACUAAUACAACUGACUUGGAAUUCUACCUCCAAAGCGAAUUCCCGGCUGUGUUCUUGAACUUACAAGAGGGUGAUAAAGUUCUAGAGUACAUUAAGAGCAACUCUGCACCUAAAGGAAAACUUGAAUUCCAAGUUACACAUAUUGGUGCUAAACCAGCACCAAAAGUUGCUACCUAUAGCUCAAGAGGACCGUCACCGAGUUGUCCAAGUGUCCUCAAGCCUGAUCUCAUGGCUCCUGGUGCCUUAAUACUUGCUUCAUGGCCACAACAAUCACCGGUUACUGAUGUUACCUCAGGAAAGCUUUUUAGUAACUUCAAUAUUAUAUCUGGUACAUCAAUGUCAUGUCCACAUGCUUCUGGUGUAGCAGCACUUCUAAAAGCCGCACACCCUGAAUGGAGCCCUGCAGCCAUCCGAUCAGCCAUGAUGACCACUUCCAGUGCUUUGGACAACACACAGAGUCCCAUCCGAGAUAUUGGUAACAAGAAUGCUGCUGCUACUCCUCUAGCCAUGGGAGCUGGCCAUAUCAAUCCAAACAAGGCGUUAGAUCCCGGACUUAUCUAUGAUGCGACACCACAAGAUUAUGUUAAUCUUCUCUGUGCUCUGAACUUCACAUCCAAGCAAAUAAAAACCAUCACAAGAUCCUCAUCUUAUACUUGCUCCAACCCAUCAUUGGACUUAAACUAUCCAUCUUUCAUUGGAUUUUUCAAUGGGAACAGCAGCGAGUCGGAUCCUAAAAGGAUUCAAGAAUUCAAAAGAACAGUGACAAAUUUACAAGAUGGUACAUCAGUAUAUACAGCAAAUCUCACUCCAAUGGGUAAAUUUAAAGUUAGUGUUGUACCUGAAAAGUUGGUUUUCAAAGAGAAGUAUGAAAAGCUGAGCUACAAGCUUAGAAUAGAAGGUCCAAUAGUUAUGGAUGAUAAUGUGGUUUAUGGUUCUUUGAGCUGGGUAGAAACUGGAGGUAACUAUGUGGUUAGAAGUCCAAUUGUUGCCACAAGCAUAAAAGUGGAUCCUUUGACAGGACACAACUGAUUAUUCAAUAAUAAAGGGCAGCCCGGUGCACUAAGCUCCCGCUAUGCGCGGGGUCCGGGGAAGAGCCGGACCACAAGGUUUUAUUGUACGCAGCUUUGCCCUGCAUUUCCGCGAGAGGCUGUUUCCACGGAUCUAUAACUAAUUGUUUUCUAAAUGUGAUAUUGUAACACACAAUUGUGAAAUAAACUUAUAUAUUCUUCCCAUUA